Molecule: messenger RNA, 618 nt
Organism: Hydatigera taeniaeformis
Lineage: Eukaryota; Metazoa; Platyhelminthes; Cestoda; Cyclophyllidea; Taeniidae
Source: the annotation of a GenBank genome assembly
AUGGCGCACACACCAACUCUCACCCUCAGCAGUGGUCACACGAUUCCGCAACUUGGCUUCGGUACCGCCGUAGGAUUCGAUCUCCUCCACUACUCUCUCCUACUUGGCGCGAAGGCGAGAAUGGCACAAGCUGUGAAGGUGGCCAUCAGCACAGGAUUCCGUCACUUUGACAGCGCCAUGUUCUACGACACCGAAUCGGAGGUGGGAGCCGCCAUAGCCUCAUGCAUUGAAAAGGGCGGCGUGAAACGCGAAGACUUCUUCAUCACUUCAAAGCUUUGGUGCGACAAGCACGCCCCCGAGGAUGUGCGCAAAGCAUGCGAGCAGUCACUGAAGAACUUUGGCUUGGAGUACUUGGAUCUCUACCUCAUCCACUGGCCUGUAUCUUUUCAUUGCAAGGAGGGUGUCAGGUACGAUAUCGAUGACCCGAAUUGUGUUGUCAAUGAGCAUCAUAAGCUAGAGGAUACGUGGAAGGCCAUGGAGGAGUUGGUAUCGGCUGGACUCGUCAAGUCGAUCGGAGUGUCCAACUUCAACAAGCGCCAAUUGGAACGCAUAUUGGCGUCGUGCACAAUCUGUCCAGCGGUGAAUCAGGUUGAAGUUAAUAUCCACUGUCCCAACACG